CUUUGUGCGGAUCGGUCGCAGUUAGCAACGGACCGCAAACACACACACACACACAUACACACACACAUACACACGGCGGAGGAGACCCGAAAAACACACACCUUACAGCGACUGUACCGUGACGGCGCCGGCCUGAAAAUGGUCAUCUGGUGAGGAGCGCCGAAGCUUUUAGGUGGAGGAGUGGCAGACAGCGCCACCCAGGCGCGCAGAGUGGGACUGCAAUCCCACCUCACAUCCCGACACACCAGCCUCUCCUGAAGCGUCGCUGCUGCCCCCCCCCCCCCCACACCUCCCCCGAGAGCUGAGCGAGUCGGGACGACAGAGACAUAGCAGCCGAGGAGAGGAAGAGGAGCCGGGGCGGAGGAGGAGCAGGAAAGGAGGAGCGUUGUUUUCUGUAAGGGAGAGGAGAGGCGAGGACGAGGGGCUCUACAAUGUCGUCGAACAGGACCCAGAACCCCCACGGACUGAAACAGAUAGGCCUGGACCAGAUAUGGGACGACCUGCGGGCUGGAAUCCAGCAGGUGUACACACGGCAAAGCAUGGCCAAGUCACGCUACAUGGAACUCUACACACAUGUAUAUAACUAUUGUACCAGCGUCCACCAGUCCAGCCAGGGCCGGGGCUCCGUGCCUCCUGCCAAGCCCUCCAAAAAGUCCACCACUCCGGGCGGGGCUCAGUUUGUGGGCCUGGAGCUCUACAAGAGACUCAAAGAGUUCCUGAAGAACUAUUUGACCAGCCUGCUGAAGGAUGGCGAGGACCUAAUGGACGAGUGUGUGUUGAAGUUUUACACCCAGCAGUGGGAGGAUUAUCGUUUCUCCAGUAAGGUCCUGAACGGGAUCUGCGCCUACCUCAACCGUCACUGGGUCAGACGAGAGUGUGACGAGGGACGCAAGGGCAUCUACGAGAUUUACUCACUGGCACUUGUGACCUGGAGGGAGUGUUUAUUCCGACCUCUCAACAAACAGGUAACAAACGCCGUGCUGAAGCUGAUCGAGAGAGAGAGGAACGGAGAGACCAUCAACACCAGACUGAUCAGUGGAGUGGUUCAGUCUUAUGUCGAGCUGGGCCUGAACGAGGAAGACGCCUUCGCCAAAGGCCCGACGCUGUCUGUGUACAAAGAGUACUUUGAAUGUCAGUUCCUCACUGACACAGAACGUUUCUACACACGUGAGAGCACAGAGUUCCUGCAGCAGAACCCCGUCACCGAGUACAUGAAGAAGGCGGAGGCUCGGCUGCUGGAGGAGCAGAGGCGCGUGCAGGUUUACCUCCAUGAAUCCACCCAGGACGAGCUGGCCAGGAAGUGUGAGCAGGUCCUCAUAGAGAAACACCUCGAGAUCUUCCACACCGAGUUUCAGAACCUGCUCGACGCCGACAAGAACGAAGAUCUCGGAAGGAUGUACAACCUGGUCUCUCGGAUCACCGACGGUUUGGGUGAACUGAAGAAACUUCUAGAGACUCACAUCCACAACCAGGGCCUGGCCGCCAUCGAGAAGUGUGGCGAGGCCGCGCUCAACGACCCCAAAGUCUACGUCCAGACCACCUUAGAUGUCCAUAAGAAGUACAACGCCUUGGUCAUGUCUGCCUUCAACAACGACGCCGGCUUCGUGGCGGCGCUCGAUAAGGCGUGCGGACGAUUCAUCAACAACAACGCCGUCACCAGGAUGGCUCAGUCGUCCAGCAAGUCUCCAGAGCUGCUGGCCAGAUACUGUGAUUCUUUACUGAAGAAGAGCUCCAAAAACCCAGAGGAGGCAGAACUGGAGGACACACUCAACCAAGUGAUGGUUGUGUUCAAGUACAUCGAGGACAAAGAUGUUUUCCAGAAGUUUUACGCCAAGAUGCUCGCCAAGCGUCUCGUCCACCAGAACAGCGCCAGCGACGACGCAGAGGCCAGCAUGAUCUCCAAACUCAAGCAAGCCUGCGGGUUCGAGUACACGUCCAAACUGCAGCGAAUGUUCCAGGAUAUCGGAGUCAGUAAAGAUCUGAACGAGCAGUUCAAGAAACACCUGACCAACUCUGAGCCUCUGGACUUGGACUUCAGUAUCCAGGUCCUGAGCUCCGGGUCUUGGCCUUUCCAGCAGUCCUGCACCUUCGCUCUGCCCUCUGAGUUGGAGAGAAGUUAUCAGCGUUUCACAGCGUUUUACGCCAGCAGACACAGCGGCAGGAAGCUCACCUGGCUCUAUCACCUGUCCAAAGGAGAACUCGUCACUAACUGCUUCAAGAACAGAUACACGCUGCAGGCUUCUACCUUCCAGAUGGCGAUUCUGCUGCAGUACAACACAGAGGACAGUUACACCGUCCAGCAGCUGACCGACAGCACGCAGAUCAAAACAGAUAUUCUGGUUCAAGUUCUGCAGAUCUUGUUAAAAUCUAAACUGCUGUCUGUCGUCCGUCAGGUUUUGGAGGACGAGAACGCCAACGUGGACGAGGUGGACUUCAAACCCGACACCGUCAUCAAACUCUUCCUUGGAUACAAGAAUAAGAAGCUGAGGGUGAACAUCAACGUCCCGAUGAAGACGGAGCAGAAACAGGAACAAGAGACGACUCAUAAGAACAUCGAGGAGGAUCGAAAGCUUCUCAUCCAGGCUGCUAUCGUGAGGAUCAUGAAGAUGAGGAAGGUCCUGAAGCAUCAGCAGCUCCUCGCUGAAGUCCUGAAUCAGCUGUCGUCCCGAUUUAAACCCAGAGUCCCCGUCAUCAAGAAAUGUAUCGACAUCCUGAUAGAGAAGGAGUAUCUGGAGCGAGUGGAUGGAGAGAAGGACACGUACAGCUACCUGGCCUGAACGCCGCCACCCCCCCCUCCAUCUGCCCGCCCCUCCCUCUCUCGCACCCGCCGGCUCUCCUCAGUUUUAUUUUUAUUUGUUUAUCUUCUUCAUUUUUUUUUUUUUUAAUUUUAUUGUCUGAGUAAUAAAGUGUGGAUCCCUCUGAGCGGCGGACAUGUUGUGAGUGUGUCUGUGUGUGAGAAUCACAGCCACGCCGUGGUGAGGAAGAGGGGAGGGGAGGGGUCGCCGACGACAACGACCAUGUGACCGCGCCCCUCCCCUCUCUGAACCCCCCCACACCCCACACCUAUCACCUGAUAUGACAACCAACCUGAGGGCGAGGAGGGCAUGAACUUUGACCCCUCUGCUCUCCCUUCAGUGCAUCCUAACGAUGAAGGAACACACUCAAACUCCCUCCUGUUGAGACCGGGAAACCCCGUCUACUCGCUCGCCUCGCCCGUCCCACCCAUAGGACUCAAACACACACACACACAUACACACACACUCUCUUCCUUGUCAUAUUGUAAAUAACAACCACAGACUCUAAGAGGAUAAAAAAAAGAAAAAAAGAAAGACAAACCCCUUACUCCCUUCUUCUUUACAUAGCGCAAAAAUGUAAUGACUUAGCCUACAGCCAAUCAGAGGAGAGCCACAUCCAAAGGUUUCUGCAUGCUACUGCCUACCUGCAACCACAGUGACCCACGAAAAAGAUUAAAAAGUUAAAGAUUUAAAAAGUCGAGUCACUGGGCAGCCGACGCAGUCCACCGUACGACGAUAUGAAAUUCAACGCCGGUCCUGUAAUUUAAUAAAAAAAAGAAAAAGAAAAAAGUCUGCGACUGAUCCGGAGGAGGAGGAGGCGGCGGCGGCGGCGAGUUCAAAGCCGCCCGCCGCCACGUUGCUACUUUAUCUGCUGAAGUUGUCUGUUUGGUUUGAGGUCGGUUGGGUUCAUGCAGGAGGCCUGUUUCAUUACUGAACGGUGGACAUUUGUAUAGUGUGGUUCAUUUUCUAAAUGUGUGAUAAAUAAAAACAAGGAAAGAUUUCUCUAA
Molecule: messenger RNA, 3802 nt
Organism: Scomber scombrus (Atlantic mackerel)
Lineage: Eukaryota; Metazoa; Chordata; Actinopteri; Scombriformes; Scombridae
Product: cullin-1
Exons: 22
Coding region: 432-2777 (781 amino acids)
Biological process (GO): SCF-dependent proteasomal ubiquitin-dependent protein catabolic process; protein ubiquitination
Cellular component (GO): SCF ubiquitin ligase complex
Molecular function (GO): ubiquitin protein ligase binding
Source: RefSeq, a predicted model, not a curated record